This is a messenger RNA of Branchiostoma belcheri (Belcher's lancelet), 2941 nucleotides long. RefSeq names its product chitotriosidase-1-like. Gene Ontology annotation, biological process: carbohydrate metabolic process; chitin catabolic process. The coding region runs from base 162 to 2231 and encodes 689 amino acids. Gene Ontology annotation, cellular component: extracellular region. The transcript is spliced from 10 exons. The record is from RefSeq and is a predicted model, not a curated record. Gene Ontology annotation, molecular function: chitinase activity; chitin binding. Lineage: Eukaryota; Metazoa; Chordata; Leptocardii; Amphioxiformes; Branchiostomatidae.
GACACAAUUACCCACCUUUGUCCACCUGUCAACGGCUGAACGCAUACGACACAUUUUCCGUUACACCCAACACUAGGGGUCUUUAGCGAAGCCCUGUCCUAAAUUAUUUUCCUAAAAUCGCGCCAUAUGGAUAUAUAAAGAGUUUGAACUCUUUUUAGGACAUGCGAGGAGUUGUAUUUUUGACGCUGCUUGCCUCGAUGGCAACUUGUUCAGGAGCGGAGUACAAAGUGGUGUGUUACUACACUAACUGGGCCCAGUACAGACCGGAGCCAUGGAAGUACUACCCGGAGGACAUUGACCCCGCCCUCUGUACUCACGUCAUCUACGCCUUCGCCAAGAUGGUGAACUACCAACUCGCGCCGUUCGAAUGGAACGACGACAACACAGACUGGAGCACGGGGAUGUAUGAAAGGUUCAUGACCAGGCUAAGUGAAGCUAACGGUCCCACUCCCAAGAGCCUCCUCGCGAUUGGCGGAUGGAACUUCGGCACUCAGCCCUUCAAGGACAUGACGUCAUCAGCAGCCAAUAGGAGGACGUUUAUACAAUCGUCCAUCCCGUAUUUAAGGGAACGAGGCUUUGAUGGACUUGACCUAGACUGGGAGUAUCCUCACGCAGAAGACAGGGCAAACUUUGCACUUUUAGUCCAGGAACUGCGCGAGGCGUACGACGCUGAAGCCGUCCCGCCAGGGAAGGAGCGCCUCCUACUAAGCGCUGCUGUCUCUGCAGGCAAGACGCACAUAGAGGCGGGGUACGACAUCCCAACUCUCGCAAGGUAUCUAGACUUCAUCAACCUGAUGGCGUAUGAUUUCCGCGGCACGGGUGGGGACACGGGUACCGGGCACCACGGUCUGCUGCACGCGCUGCCGGCAGAGACGGGCGACGAUGCUACUCUCAACGCCGCCUGGGCAGCGGAGAGAUGGAUCAGUGGUGGUGCCUCUCCCUCUAAGUUGGUGCUGGGGAUGCCCCUGUACGGGAGGUCGUUCACCCUGGCAUCUCCCAGUAACACAGGGGUGAACGCACCAAUCAUAGGCCGGGGGCCAGCACAGACUUACACAAGAGAGGAUGGCAUCAUGUCCUACUAUGAGAUCUGUCAAAUGCUGAACACAGGAGGCAGAAGAGUGUGGAAUGAGGAGACAAAGUUACUGUAUGCCUACAAGGACAACCUAUGGGUGGGGUAUGAUGAUGAAACCUCAAUAAGAGCAAAGGUUGAAUGGCUGAGAAACAGAGGUCUGGGAGGAGCCAUGGUGUGGUCUCUGGACUUUGAUGACUUCCAGGGCACAACUUGUUCUGAGCAGCCCUACCCACUACUCACAGCUGUCAAUCAAGCGUUGCUAGGAUAUGCUCCUGAGGUGGUUACUAUGGCAACUGGAGCUCCUCCCACAUCUGAUGACUCCCUGAUUGUGAUCCUGCUGGUUGUGUUCCUGGUGAUUGUUCCACUGUUGGUGGCUGCUGUAGUGAGUUACUGGUUCAAGGCAGAGAUCAGGAAAAGGUGCCAAAAGCAUGCAGAAAAAUACAGAACAGAAAAUACCACAAGAAACUCUGACGACACUGGUACGAAGAUCGACGAAGAGUUUGUUUUACCAAUCCGCAAGAACCCGAGACAGCCUCCCACCCGCCCAUGCCCUCCCGACGUCAUCCUUACUGUCCAGCCGGAACAGCACAAGUUCAAGGACGCAGACAGCAUUUCCAACGCCAGCAAAUCCAGCGGAGGCCGCCGUCGACUUGACUUUGACAACAUGGAGAACGGAAGACGAGAAGCCUACCAAAAGACGACAGAAGUCAAAAUGGCCCAAAGCGGUCAAGUUUACACAAAGACAGUACCAUCCAACCCCCCUCCCAAACCCCCCGUUCCACCGGCAAAGCCACUGCGGGCCCUACCCCCUAAAUAUCCUCACAAUUCUAGAGGGGGGGCCCAUAACGUAGCACAUCCGAAGGGGCCAGGUACAGCAGUGGCCUACCCAGAUACCAUGCCUACAAAGGUAGCCAUCGGCUUCCCUAUGUACCAGUCCACACCUGUAGCACCCGGUGGCCCCCCUUCAAGACCCAUCAAUAUAACCCGUCCCAACCACCCUCCUCCAAAACCCCCUGCACGUCCUCCAAGGCCCCCUACCCGCUCCAUGAGUGCUGACUUAGUGGAAGUGGAUGUUGAUGACUCAGUGGCUUUUCAGAACUUGCAGUUGAAGUUUGGAAAUGACGAUCUCUACCACACACAGAUUGAGACUGAGAUUUGAGGCAAAGAGUAAACUGUGUGAAACAAAGUUUAUGUUCCCAAAAACUAUUUGUUGCUGUUGAUAUACAUGUAUUUUUUGCUUUAUUUGUGCAUGCGGAGCUAAAAAUUUUUACAAAAGCAUAUCUUUGCGAAGUUUUUUUUCCCACGCAAUCUAUUUUACAAUGCUGCAACUUUUGUAAAAGUGGCAAUUUUAACACAUUAGAUAAUUCAAAACCCUAAUUUGUAAAGAGUAAACUUUCAUAAAGAUGUGAAUAAUGGUAAAACUUGUAAAUGCUUUUCAAACAAUGGAUGAUUAAUUAAUGAUGCAAAUCAAAUGUACAGUACAUGUAUAUUUGUUGGAGAUAUAGCAAAACAGAGCUUUUAGAUGCUGCUAGAAGGGUGUAUAUUUUGAGUAUGUUGUAACAAAGGAGAAUGGGGUAAAAUGCUUCAUUGUGCCAUCAGAUUCUGCUUCCACCUAGUGUUGAGGUGAAUGUAAAUGCAACCAGAAAGUGAAAAAUGUUGUACUUAAUGUGGAAAAUGUGAUGAGAGAAUUAGAAAAAUGCUGCAUAAUUAUGCCUGCUUAUGGCCUGUGUAUAUAAUCUGUAUAUACUCUUGAAUAUGUUGCUAUAGAGCCAUAGACAAGCAAUUUAAGGGAUUUAUGUUGUUUUAUGGUAUCAGUAAUUAGAGGUCCUUAAAGCUUUAAGCAUGUCAUGAGAAGGCUCUAAGAGAAUA